AGUGUUGUUAUGUUAGUGUUGCCCACGUUGACUCCAUUCUUCUUUCAUGUCACCCUUCACUUCCCACUGAAACUACGAAAAUGCCACUCGUCUCUCUAUUCAAAUCCACGUUCGCAAUUUGUGCUUGGAAUCGGGGCAUUUCUGUCACAACACUCCAACAUCCUUAUUAUUGUCAGAGAAGAGAAGUGGGUUGUGCGGAAAGACAGAAUUGGUUUUACAGUUGAAGAAAACAUCAUGGCUAUGGCAAAAGAGAAAGAGGAAGAUGAGGAAGAGGUUCAGAAUUGUGGGAAGAGACUCAAGUGUAUGAGGAAUGAAGACGACGACCAAGUUAUAGCCGAAGAUGAAGAGGAAAGUGAGCUUCCCCUUCAGCCUGGGCUUUUCUUCUACCCAACAACACCUACCUCUUUUGUUGUUUCUGAUGCACUUGAACCUGAUUUCCCAAUCAUAUAUGUCAACAAGGUCUUCGAAAUCUCCACUGGGUAUCGUGCUGAUGAGGCCCUUGGUCGCAACUGCCGAUUCUUACAGUACAGAGAUCCUCGAGCUCAAAGGAGACACCCUUUGGUAGAUCCUGUUGUUGUGUCUGAGAUUAGAAGAUGUCUUGAGGAAGGUGUUGAGUUCCAAGGUGAACUUCUGAACUUCAGAAAAGACGGUACUCCUUUAGUGAAUAGGCUGAGACUUGCACCAAUUCAUGAUGACGAUGGGACCGUGACACACAUAAUAGGUAUCCAACUCUUUUCUGAGGCAAAUAUAGAUCUGAACCGUGUCUCAUAUCCAGUUUUCAAAGAGACCUGCAAUCAAGAUUUUGAUAAAAGUGGUCAAUAUUCUCCUAAGAGUGGACAAUCACUGUACAGUCAGCACCAAGAGAUGUGUGGCAUUCUUCAACUUUCUGAUGAAGUCUUGGCUCACAACAUUUUGUCACGCUUGACACCAAGAGAUGUUGCAUCCAUUGGAUCUGUAUGCAGGAGAAUCCGUCAAUUAACCAAGAAUGAGCAUGUGAGGAAGAUGGUAUGUCAAAAUUCAUGGGGCAAAGAAGUGACAGGCACAUUGGAACUGAUGACCAAGAAGUUAGGAUGGGGUCGUCUUACUCGCGAACUUACAACUCUCGAGGCUGUUUGUUGGAGAAAACUGACAGUUGGAGGUGCAGUGGAGCCUUCACGCUGCAACUUCAGUGCUUGUGCUGCAGGAAACCGACUUGUAUUGUUUGGUGGUGAAGGUGUGGAUAUGCAACCUAUGGAUGACACAUUUGUUCUAAACCUUGAUGCUAAAAAUCCAGAAUGGCGCAGGGUUAGUGUGAAAUCAUCUCCACCUGGAAGGUGGGGCCACACGCUCUCGUGCUUAAAUGGUUCUUGGUUGGUGGUUUUUGGUGGGUGUGGUAGGCAAGGAUUGCUCAAUGAUGUGUUUGUGCUUGAUUUGGAUGCUCAACAGCCAACAUGGAAGGAAGUCUGCGGCGGAACCCCUCCACUUCCCAGAUCAUGGCACAGCUCUUGCACCAUUGAAGGGUCCAAAUUGGUUGUCUCCGGCGGGUGCACAGAUGCCGGCGUACUUCUUAGUGACACAUAUUUACUGGACCUCACAACAGAUAAUCCAACAUGGAGAGAAAUUCCAACUUCAUGGGCACCUCCAUCUCGGUUGGGGCACUCACUCUCAGUCUAUGGGAGGACAAAGAUUGUCAUGUUUGGGGGACUUGCCAAGAGUGGACACUUGCGGCUUCGAUCAGGCGAGGCUUAUACAAUUGAUUUAGAAAAUGAACAACCGCAAUGGAGGCAGCUAGAAUACAGUGCAUUCACGGGAUUAGCAAGUCAAAGUGCUGUUGUUCCUCCUCCUAGGUUGGAUCAUGUUGCUGUCAGCAUGCCUUGUGGGAGGAUUAUCAUAUUUGGAGGUUCAAUUGCUGGUCUUCACUCACCAUCUCAGCUCUUUCUAUUGGACCCUUCUGAAGAGAAACCGUCUUGGAGGAUCCUGAAUGUUCCAGGGCAACCACCUAAAUUUGCAUGGGGUCAUAGCACUUGUGUUGUUGGAGGGACAAGGGUGUUGGUGUUGGGUGGACACACUGGGGAGGAAUGGAUAUUGAACGAGUUGCAUGAGUUGUGCUUGGCAAGUCGACAAGAUUCUGAGCUGUGAAGUGCAUCAAAUCAGACCCUCUUCUCUCAACACAGAUUUUGGUUGCAAAUAGGUUUUGCUUUGCCUGGCUUGGGUUUCCUCUAGCAAUUUGGUCUUGUAUAUGAACUAUCCUAUUACUGUUUUAAUAUGUGACGUGUGUAUUACCAAUGUUUUUGUUUUUUAAUGAUAUGUGACGCCAUUUUGGCUCCUAGAUCGUCUCUCACAUUAGGAAACAUACCUCUGUACGUCAAAGAGUUCUUUGCUGUUGUAUCAUCCCUCCUUUUUCUUUCACAAUUACUUUUGUUAAUAAUUAAUUCUUUUAUUAUUAUUAUUAUUAUUAUUAUUAUUAUUUAAAUCAACUUUGAC
Messenger RNA from Abrus precatorius (Indian licorice), 2463 nucleotides. Its product is annotated as adagio protein 3. Gene Ontology annotation, molecular function: protein binding. The record is from RefSeq and is a predicted model, not a curated record. The transcript is spliced from 2 exons. Gene Ontology annotation, cellular component: cytosol; SCF ubiquitin ligase complex; nucleus. Lineage: Eukaryota; Viridiplantae; Streptophyta; Magnoliopsida; Fabales; Fabaceae. Gene Ontology annotation, biological process: response to blue light; circadian rhythm. Bases 10 to 2118 code for a protein of 702 amino acids.